UUUCCUGGCGCUGGCGGCCGCGGCCGGCGUCCCGUCCUCCACCACCACCGUCCACCGGCCCUGCUCCCUGCGCGGCUGCGCCCUACUGGCUGCUGCUGCCGGCCGGCACCCGCGGCCCGUGCGACGGGGGCCUCCAAGGCCGCACUCCGCCGCGGCGCCGUCGGCUUAGGGGCCCGUGCCCGCGAGUCCUUCUCCCUCCGUGCCGAAGUGCCGAGCAUAGCUGGUGAGAGCACUGAGCAACUUGUUCCCCUCCAUCCUCUUCCUCCUUGCAGCUCUUGCCCUAUCACGCUGACUGGCCGCGGCGACGGUGGUGUGGCGGAGGAUGGCGUUGAAAUGCGCGGUGAGGAUACCGUCUCCGCGGUGGGCGUCGCGCCGUGGCUUGGUGGGUUCGUGGGUUUCGCUCCGCCCGGCGAAAUGCGGCGCGUCGGGAGGACGGGCUGUUGUGUGCGCUGCCGUUAGCUUCAGACCAUGCAUCGACAUUCACAAGGGGAAAGUUAAACAGAUUGUUGGUUCUACUCUUCGGGAUUCAUCCAAUGAUGGCAUGGAACUUGUGACAAACUUUGAAUCAGACAAAUCUCCUGCAGAAUUUGCAAAAUUAUAUAAAGAAGAUUUACUUCUUGGAGGACAUGUUAUAAUGCUUGGCGCAGAUCCCGCAAGCCAGGCUGCUGCACUGGAGGCACUACAUGCAUAUCCUGGUGGCUUGCAAGUUGGAGGUGGAAUAAAUUUGGAGAAUGCAAUGUCUUACCUUAAUGAAGGGGCCAGUCAUGUGAUAGUGACCUCUUAUGUGUUUAGCGAUGGCAAGAUGAACAUUGAAAGUCUGAGAAAACUUGUCGAGCUGGUUGGGAAACAGAGGCUUGUGCUGGACCUUAGCUGUCGAAAAAAGGAUGGCAGAUAUACCAUUGUAACUGACAGGUGGCAAAAGUUCAGUGAUGUGUUUGUGGAUAAACCGACAUUAGAAUAUCUCGCUGCCUUUGCAGAUGAGUUUUUGGUUCAUGGUGUUGAUGUGGAGGGCAAAAGGUUAGGGAUUGAUGAGGAACUUGUGGAACUAUUGGGGCAUCAUUCACCAAUCCCAGUAACUUAUGCUGGGGGCGUGUCAACAAUGGAUGACCUAGAGAGGAUAAAGAAAGCAGGCAAAAGUCGAGUAGAUGUAACUGUUGGGAGUGCUCUAGAUAUAUUUGGAGGAGAUUUGGCCUACAAAGAUGUUGUCCUUUGGCACAAGAAGCAAAGUAUGGUUGGCCAAGUGUGAAGGAACAUGUGGUAUUGAUCAGUAUUACCAGUUCAUAUGGUUCAACCUUCGACACAAAGUAUACUUUCUAAACAUUCUGUUGCAAAUAAUUCAGUUGGUCUUAAGUGAAUACUUGCAUUCUAGUUUCUAAAUUCUUUGUUUUAGAAAAAAAUGUAGCCAGGGUAGUGCCCAUUAUAUCUAUUUUUCUUAAAUCGUUCGAUUUAUUUAAUGUUGAUGCUAAACUUGUACUCUAUUUUUUACCAUUCAUAUUCUCCUAUUUAGUUCAAAAUUUUGAAUCCAAAAAA
This is a messenger RNA of Sorghum bicolor (sorghum), 1530 nucleotides long. Its product is annotated as 1-(5-phosphoribosyl)-5-[(5-phosphoribosylamino)methylideneamino] imidazole-4-carboxamide isomerase, chloroplastic. NCBI's taxonomy places the organism in Eukaryota, Viridiplantae, Streptophyta, Magnoliopsida, Poales, Poaceae. The record is from RefSeq and is a predicted model, not a curated record. The coding region runs from base 323 to 1246 and encodes 307 amino acids. Gene Ontology annotation, cellular component: cytoplasm. Gene Ontology annotation, molecular function: 1-(5-phosphoribosyl)-5-[(5-phosphoribosylamino)methylideneamino]imidazole-4-carboxamide isomerase activity. Gene Ontology annotation, biological process: L-histidine biosynthetic process; L-tryptophan biosynthetic process. The transcript is spliced from 9 exons.